UGAUGUAUUAAAAUGAUUAAAACGUUUUCAAUUGCAAAAUUUAAAGCUGCAAAUAAGUAUGAGUGGUAUUACAGAAGUAUAUUUGAAUGCUGUUAUGAGCAACGUUGCUGCAUUGCUUCAAUUAAAACAAUGGAGUUUUAAUAAACAAAGUUUCGAAAAUAUAGCUCAAAAUUAUUUCGGUAUUCUUAUUCCCGCAAUUUUAAAUGGCAGGAGUUGCGAAAAAAAUGUAACUUUUUCUGUUGUUUUAAAACUUGCACCAACCGAUGAAAGAUAUCGAGUUAGUGGAGCAGUAACAAUUAUGUUUCUAAAAGAGAUAUUUGUAUAUAAAAAACUUCUUCAUAAAUACCGAGAAUUUCAAAAUGUGUAUGCAAUAACACCUUAUUUUGUCAUUCCUGAAUGUUAUUAUGUCUGUUCAGAUUAUUGUAAGGAAGUUAUUGUAUUGCAGAACAUGUGUGUUUUAGGCUAUAAACCAUGUAUGGGAAAUAUGUUUUUAGAUUUAAACCAUAUAAUUUUAGCAUUAAAGUCAUUGGCAAAAUUUCAUGCUUUAUCAUAUAUAUUGAAAGAAAAAAACAAGGAUGCCUUUGAAGAAGUAAAAGAAUAUUGUAAACCUUUAACAGAAAAUAAUAAUAAACGCUACAUAGAUAUCUUAACAGACAGACUUCAAAAGGCACUGAAGAAUUUUGAAAAUACUGCAUAUGUACCUUUAUUACAAAUUUUAAAAGGGAAAUGUGUUGAGCUUGUUGAAUCAGCGACCAACUUAGCCAAAAGUUUGUGUCUUUGCCAUGGAGAUAUGUGGAUGGAAAAUGUACUCUUUCAGUAUAAGGAUGACACACCAAUAUCAGCUUGUAUAAUAGAUUACCAAACAACAAGACUUUGCAGUCCAGCAUUUGAUGUAUUAUAUUUAAUUGUAAGCAGCACUUCAAAGUUCUUGAGAGAAGAGCAUUUUGGACAAUUGUUGGAUACAUAUUAUCAAACACUUGAACAAACGCUUAGUCAAGCGAAUCUAAACCCUAAUGCAAUUUACACUAAAGAUAUGUUUCUAUGUGAUUUAACUGUAGUUGGCCCGGCAUGUCUCAUCGUAGCAAACACAGCUAUUUGGUUAUCAAAUGGUUUGCAGCAAGAAGGUCAUGUAAGAAGUAAGAUUAUACUCAAUACAGAAGAGGACAAGAAAGAGGCUGUGUCAAAAUAUACAAUGAUCAUAAAAAAUGUAAUAGAUGAUUUAACAAAAUAUGGAUAUUUAAAACUUGUUUUUGAUUAAUCUUUU
This is a messenger RNA of Nymphalis io (European peacock), 1264 nucleotides long. RefSeq lists its product as uncharacterized. The transcript is spliced from 2 exons. Lineage: Eukaryota; Metazoa; Arthropoda; Insecta; Lepidoptera; Nymphalidae. The coding region runs from base 59 to 1258 and encodes 399 amino acids. The record is from RefSeq and is a predicted model, not a curated record.